UCGAGAGUUCGAGACGCCGCGAGACGAGGGUUUUGCUUUGCCGUCACCUCGCCGCGGAGGUUUCUCCGCCCAAUCCAACCCUUGUCUCCGCCGUCUCCGCCCAUUUCUUCCCUCCCGGACGGCGUCGCCGCUUUCCUUGGUCGCCGCUUCCUCCGAGCACCUGCUGAGCUUUCAAUUACCCAAGUUGUGCACCUGAGAUACUUGAUGGAGGGCCUCCCAGAGCUACUGAUUGCAGAGAUUGUCAAGAGGAUCACCAGUACAACUGAUCGUAGUUCUCUUUCCCUCGUGUCGAAGCAGCUCUACACCAUCGAGGCGGAGCACAGGGAUGCUAUCCGUGUUGGCUGUGGACUUGACCCUACAACAGAAGCCUUGACAUCUCUGUUCUCCCGGUUCCCCAAUUUGUGGAAAGUAGAGAUCAAUUACUCUGGUUGGACGUCCAGUCAUGGGGACCAGCUGGACAACCAAGGCCUCCAUGUUCUAUCAUCUCACUGCCCCUUGCUAUCUGAUCUCACUUUAAGCAACUGCUUGUACAUUGAUGACACCGGUCUUGGCUACGUAUCAUCAUACUGCAAAAAGUUGAGGUCCCUGAGGCUGAACUAUGCACCAGAAAUAACUUCUACUGGGCUUUCUCAGGUGGCGGUUAGUUGCAGGUAUCUUUCUGUUCUCCACCUUGUUGGCUGUACGGCAGUAGACAAUGUAGAGUGGCUGGAGUACCUUGGGAGAUAUGGAUCAUUGGAAGAACUUGUUGUAAAGGAUUGCAAUGGAAUCAGCCAGUAUGACCUCCUAAAAUUUGGUCCAGGAUGGGUGAAUCUCCAAAAGUUUGAGUUUGAGAUUAAUGGAAACUACUGGAUGGGUGCAGUCCAGGAUCCCGCAUACAAGGUUGGCUAUCCAUAUAGAUAUGACAUCUGUUGCGAUAAUCUGAAGGAUCUUAGGUUGGCUCAUAUUGUAACCAUGCCAGAAAUUGGACUUCGUUUUCUCCUAGGGAAGUGCAAAGCAUUGGAGACACUCUACCUGGAAUAUGUUAUUGGUCUAGAUGAGAGUGAGAUGAUUGCACUAUUCCAGAGGUGUAGCAACCUUAAUACCAUAUCACUUCGGUUCAUGCCUCUGCGAUGUGGUUACGAUUUUAGGACGCCACUAACCGAUGACAGCCUCAAGGCGCUAGCCCUCAGCUGCCCUAUGCUUCAGGUUGUUGAGCUCACCUUCACAUUUAUCAAUCCCAUUUACCCAACUGAAAUAGGCUUCACACAAGAGGGUAUUGUGGCGCUCAUCCAAUCCUGUCCAAUUCGUGCCCUUGUGCUCAAUGGUGCCAUCAUAUUUGAUGACGAGGGGAUGAAGGGCAUCUCAUCCACACAGUUCCUAGAGACACUCGAGCUCGUGGAUUGCGAGUCUAUAACUGAUGCUGGGAUGGAUUUCAUUGUCCAGGCUCCUUGUUUGAGUAGUCUCACACUCCGGGAAUGUAAGAAUGUGACUGAUGCUGGAAUGGCUGCGCUGGUAAGUUCACAGAAGCUGGAGUCACUGACCGUUAUUGGCUGCUGUCAGAUCUCCCAGGAGGGUGUGCGAGGGGCUGCCAAAACAGUUCGCUAUUCUGCGCAGAUUGAAAGCCACGACAGUCUGAAAGGAAUGAACAUGCGCGGCAGUGGACACCAGUCGACCGUGAAGGCGAUCUUUGGCUGUUAACUCAUGUUGCCAUAUUAGCAGAGUUUUAAACCUCAACACUACGAUUUGAAAGUAAUUCAGAGGACAGAUGCGCCUGUGAUUUCCGUCCGACAAAUUCCAAUGACUUAAGAUGUUCUAGACUUGUUAUGGUUAUGUGGGAUUUUCUUUAUGAGAAAUUUGACAUAACUCCUAUGUAUUGUGACAGUCGUUUCGAUCUGUCAUAUCUUUAUGUUGUUUCCAUUUUUAAGGUUUUCUUCCUUUGGUUGAGACGUCUAACCAUGCCACCCUUAUAUUUUUAUAACUGCAUGGGUGUUUUGAUUUGAAAAAAUUUGGCCCAGGAUGGGUGAAUCUCCAAAA
This is a messenger RNA of Lolium perenne, 2013 nucleotides long. RefSeq names its product F-box/LRR-repeat protein 14-like. Gene Ontology annotation, biological process: SCF-dependent proteasomal ubiquitin-dependent protein catabolic process. The record is from RefSeq and is a predicted model, not a curated record. Lineage: Eukaryota; Viridiplantae; Streptophyta; Magnoliopsida; Poales; Poaceae. Gene Ontology annotation, cellular component: SCF ubiquitin ligase complex.